Plenodomus lingam JN3 is the source of this 690-nucleotide messenger RNA. The record is from RefSeq and is a predicted model, not a curated record. Lineage: Eukaryota; Fungi; Ascomycota; Dothideomycetes; Pleosporales; Leptosphaeriaceae.
AUGAUGCUCAAUACUACCAUCCUCGCCGUACAUCUCCUGCUAGCCAGCACGCUCGCGGCGCCACCCCAUGACGCACUCAAUUUAGAUGCAGCGGCACUGACACCGCCAGCAGUUUCCACGCUUACCACCACCGUUGUCAGCAUUGGGGAUGGAACAGCGGAGCCAGAUGUCCUAGAGAAUGAAGAGGGUGUUACUACGGUUACGACUACAAUCACAUCUACAGCAACAUUCCCAGCUCCACCCCCAGCCCCGUCCAGCCCUCCGUCAACCAUAUCCAGACACCUCCCAGUCCUAACCUCAUUCUACAGCGCCAUCCCCGACCCUCCCACACCCCUAACCCUCCAACCAAGCGCAAACGGCACGAUGGCUAGGAGCUUCAACUGGCCCACAAGCUAUUCCAUCACUCCCACUACCACCUAUAACAACGGUUCACUCCCACCAGCGACAAUAUCACUUGCAGCUUCAUCUCUUUUCACCGUGUCCGCCUUCCGUGCCACUUCCAUGCCACCGCUGGAAUCCACCUCUGCACCCCUUGUGAAUGCUAGUCUACCCGCCACAGCGUUGGAAUCGACAACGCCAACGUCUGCGAGGAGGGUGGCGGAUGUGGAGGCGGUGGCAUGGGCGGGCAUGGAUGGGGCAUUGCAGUGGGAGGAGAGACGGAGGCUUGAGAGGGGUGAGCGGAGGGGAUAA